Molecule: messenger RNA, 1088 nt
Organism: Mucor mucedo
Lineage: Eukaryota; Fungi; Mucoromycota; Mucoromycetes; Mucorales; Mucoraceae
Product: WD40-repeat-containing domain protein
Exons: 3
Coding region: 24-1010 (328 amino acids)
Biological process (GO): cytoplasmic translational initiation
Cellular component (GO): eukaryotic translation initiation factor 3 complex, eIF3m; cytoplasm
Molecular function (GO): RNA binding; translation initiation factor activity; protein binding
Source: RefSeq, a predicted model, not a curated record
CCUAAACUAGUAAACAACAAAAUAUGAGACCCAUUUUACUUCAAGGUCAUACCAGAUCUUUAACCCAGAUCAAAUAUAACAGAGAAGGCGAUUUACUUUUUUCUUGUUCCAAGGAUAAGGUCGCUAAUGUUUGGUACUCUCAUAACGGUGAACGUCUCGGUACAUAUACAGGCCAUCAAGGUGCUGUCUGGACAAUUGAUGUUAAUGCUUCUUCUACUUUGUGUGUUACCGGUUCUGCUGAUAACUCUUGCAAGCUCUGGGAAGUUCAAACCGGUCGUUGUUUAAAGACCUGGGAAUUCAAUACUGCUGUCAAGCGUGUCGAGUUCAGUGAGGAUAAUUCAAUGGUUUUGUGUGUAACUGAAGAGAGAAUGGGUUAUGCUGGUACUGUUACUGUCUACCCCGUCAACAACGAUAUCAAUGGCAAGCAAUCCGAUACACCUGUUGUGACCAUUACCAACAAGGGUGGUUCCAAGGCUGUUGUUGCUGGUUGGACUUGUUUAGAUAAGUACAUUAUUACAGGUCAUGAAGAUGGUACCAUCUGUCAAUGGGAUUGGAAGACAAACGAAAAGGUCAAGUCCAUUACACCUCAUGAAGGUGUUUUAUCCGACUUGCAGUUCAGUCCCGACCGCACCUAUUUCAUUACUGCUUCCAAGGAUAAACACGCAAAGAUCUUUGAUUCGUUGACACUUGACGUCAAGAAGACAUAUGUUUCCGACACACCUCUUAACUCUGCAGCCAUUACUCCCAAGUUCCAAGAGUUUGUUAUUUUGGGUGGUGGUCAAGAUGCCAUGAACGUCACUACCACCUCUGCCAGACAAGGUAAAUUCGAGAGCAGAUUCUAUCACAAGAUCCUUGAGGAGGAAGUUGGUCGUGUUAGAGGUCAUUUCGGUCCUAUCAAUACCAUUGCUGUUCAUCCCGACGGUACCAGUUAUUCAAGUGGUGGUGAAGAUGGUUACGUUCGUGUCCAUCACUUUGACCCUGAUUAUUUUACUUUCAAGCUUGAGAUUUAAAAUUGUAUAUCACAACAACCCCAAACAACAACCAAUUUAUAAUACAAAAAAUAAAAAUAUUUACAUAAUAUAGAAAAA